Molecule: messenger RNA, 4869 nt
Organism: Lepisosteus oculatus (spotted gar)
Lineage: Eukaryota; Metazoa; Chordata; Actinopteri; Semionotiformes; Lepisosteidae
Product: thyroid hormone receptor-associated protein 3
Biological process (GO): positive regulation of transcription by RNA polymerase II
Cellular component (GO): mediator complex
Molecular function (GO): transcription coregulator activity; DNA binding
Source: RefSeq, a predicted model, not a curated record
UACUAUGCCUCUGAGUACAACUCUCUCGGCAGACAUCUUCGCUCCCCCUUCAUUUCCGCUCAGCAUUUCCAUGACGACGCAGCUCUGGGCCUGAGCACUUAGGUAAGAAGAGAGGAGAGGGUCUAACGAAUGGUAGAUUGGAAAGCAAAAUACGUUUGGUAGUUGUGCUGUAGCACGAUUGCAAGCUGGUUUCCAAGAAGCACAUUGCAAAACGAAACUGAGGCAGAUCCAUAGGCGAUAGUCCUCCCGGCAGAGAUGUCGAAAGUCCCGGUGUCAAAAUCUCCCUCCAGAUCCCGUUCUGGAUCAGGGUCCAGAUCCCCGUCGCGCUCCUUUUCCAGGUCCCGAACCAGAACCCGGUCGAGGUCCCGCUCCCGAAAGCACCGCUACAGUUCUAGGUCUCGCUCUCGCUCAAGGUCACACUCCCCGCCUCACAACAGGGAAAGGAACUACCCGAGGGAGUACCAGAACAACCGCGAGUUCCGGGGCUACAACAGAGGCUUCCGGAGACCCUACUACUAUCGCGGCCGAGGCCGAGGAUAUUAUCCCAGGGGCCGCUACCAGCGAGGAGGAGGUUAUGGCAAUUACAGACCCAACUGGCAGAACUACCGGCAGCAGCCACAGCAGCACCAUCAGCACAGUCCCAGGAGGGGGCGCUCCCGAUCCAGAUCUCCUAAGAGACGGUCCGGGACCCCGAGGUCGAGGAGCCGAUCCCGGUAUUCCGACCGCUCGUCCUCUGGUCGUUCCAGGAGAACCAGGGGCUCCUCCUCCUCCGACUCACGCUCCUCCUCCACUCACAGCCGCUCGGGAUCUUCGAAAAGGAAUGCCGCGAAGGAGCUGAAGGAGAGCGGGCGGCCCGACUCCGCGGCCAAAGAGGCGCAGAGGGCGGGCUCGAGGGACGAGGAGGCGGCGGGAGCAGCGGGCGGCGAGGGCGCCCCCGACAGGGCCUCGGGUAGCUGGCAGGGCUUGAUCGACUACGACACCAGCCCCAAGCGGACCAGUCCAGCGGUGCGCUCGGCCAUUAUUGUCAGCCAGGGCACGGCCCACCCCAGCCCCUCCCUGCAGUCUGUCGCCGUGAAGAGACCCAGCCCAGCCGUGAAGGGAGGCUCCCCGAGUCCCUCCAGGUCCAGUGCUGCAGCACAGAGCAAAUCUCUAGGUAACGCCCCCUGGCAGAGCAGCGGGCCCGCCCCAACGAGCAAGAGCCCGCCGCAGCAGAGCCCAACUGCAGUCUUUUCUGGCUUUGGGUUCUUUUCGAAGGACGAUGUCAGGGCAGGAGAAAAACCCUCUUCGGUUUCUACAGCCUUUAAAAAGUUCUUGGAGGAACACAAGAACAAAAUUCAGGUUGCGGAAUGGGAGAAUGGAAGAGAAAAAGAACAGAAAAUGGCCGAGCUUGAGAGGGACAAAGGGAAUGGUAAGGCUGGCUCCUUCGACAAGGGAGCUGCCUACAGUGGCCUCAAGCCUGACUACUAUAGCAAAAACGAAGAGGAGAAGUACGGCUAUGAUGAUGAGUUUGAGUUGGGCUCGGCUGCAGAGUUCCUGAAGGGGCCUCAGUUCGGUUCUGCAGAAGCAGGAGAAGACCAGGAAAAGAGACACAAAGUCCGGAACCAAAAGGAGCGAGAGAUGGAAGAUGAGCCAAAGCAUAAGAGCAAGAUUACCAUCACCGCCAACAGGGAUAUGUUUGACGAGCGGUUCAAUAAGUGGGACGAGCUGGCAUACUUCCCCUCGGCCAAGGAAAAACUCAGAAAGGAGGAAGACGCGGGCGAAGACGACAUCGACGAUGUCGAAGAAGAGCUGUACAGGAGCCGGAAGCAGGAGCGAGCUGCAGCUGCGGCGGCCGCAGCCAAGAAGGCCGAGGCCAGUGGCUACCGGGGGUUCUCGCCUGACAAAGCCCCCAAAGCCAGCAGGAAAAAGGAAAAGCAGGGACAGAGCCCCUCCCCUCCAGCCCGGAAGAGCUCGGAGAACAGAGAGAGGGAAAUGUUCAAUGUCAGGAGGGAUGAUUCCCCACCCAGGUCUACCCCAGCGUAUUCUGGGAAACGCAGUGCUGAAGUCAGUGUUAGAAUGGAUCCCUUCCAUGAGGACUAUGCAAGCUCCUCCGGGGUUUUGGCAAACGAACGCCGGUUCUCUCGGGAUCUUGUGCAUCCAAGCAAAAAAGACCAAGAGUUUCGCUCCAUCUUUCAGCACAUUCAGUCAACCCAGUUAAGAAGAAGCCCCUCUGAGCUUUUUGCUCAGCACAUUGUCACCAUAGUUCACCAUAUCAAAGCACAACAUUUCGAGUCCUCAGGGAUGACAUUAAAUGAACGUUUCGCCAUGUACCAAAGAAGAGCAGCUGAAAUGAUGAAGCCAAGAAAGAGCCCAGAAAUUCAUAGGAGAAUUGAUGUUUCUCCCAGUGCUUUUAGGAAACACUCUCAUCUUUUUGAGGAAAUGAAAAGCUCCAGGGAAAGCAGUUCCAAGGAUGAAGGUAAAAAAAUGAAGACUGACUCAAUGGAUCUCCGUCUUGAUAUUGAGCGUCGCAAAAAAUACUCCAGUAAGGAGCGAGAGCACAAACGAGAUGGGAUGAGAGAUUCUGGAGAAUCCAGGGGAUCAAGUUUAAGCAGGGAGAGAUCCACUGAAAAAUCAUCAAAGCAUCAUAAGAAGACAAAGAAACGCAAGAAGACCCGUGAGAGAUCCAGGUCCUCCUCGGAGUCCUCCUCGUCCUCCCAUUCCUUCAAAGGAGGAGACUAUCCUGAAGGCCCCGAGCAGAAGGAGGAGGGUUUCAACAAGGCGCGCUUGGGAGUGCGCGAUUACGGCGGCCCCAUGGAGCGAGGCAGAGGGAGAGGAGGCUUUCAGUUCAGAAUAAGAGGCAGGGGGUGGAACAGGGGUAAUUAUCCAGGAAACAAUAGCAAUGGUAACCCCUCCAACCCUGGCAAUCCAGUGCGUUCCAAGGAAGAGGAAUGGGAUCCAGAGUACACACCCAAGAGCAAAAAAUAUUACUUGCAUGACGACAGAGAAGGUGAGGGAGAGAAGAAGUGGGUGGACAAUCGCGGAAGAGGCCGCGGCACCUUCCAGCGAGGCCGAGGCCGGUUCAUGUUCAGGAAGACCAGCAGCAGUCCCAAGUGGACUCAUGACAAGUUCCAGGGCAGCGGUGAGGAAGGGGAGCUGCCCGAUGACAGCGACGCGGAGAAUAAGGAGGAAGACAAAUCGGGAGGCACAGCUGCCACAGAGCAGUAGGUUUCAGGUCAGCAGCUGACUGGAGCCAUGAAGGUACCACGUACCAUACCGGCUCGCAACCCUAACAACAGCAUAACGUACCAUCACAUGAUGUGACCUCUGCACAGAGAACCAAAUUACUAAAGAGAGGUUAUUAAUGACAAGACGAAGCCAUUACGCCUAUCUUGUAUAUUGCAAAAAAAAAUGACUUCAAAUUGCUUUCAAAGACUGAUAGGAUGGGUUCAGAAAAGUAAAAAGAAAUCUAUUGGAAUUCAUUAAUACAAAAAGAUGAUUCAUUUUUUGAGAAUAAAGCAGUUUCGGUAUUCAAGAGGUUUAAGCAGUUGUGCAUGAUUUCACUUGUUUGGAAUGUUUCUUAAACUUUUUAUGCAACAUUAUUUUAAUUGAUUUUUUUGCUUUAUGCAGUAGCACUGGGGCAAUAUAAAAUUGAUUAUUUUUUUUAAUUCAAAAGACCAUAAAAAGACUGUACAUUUACUAUAUACACAACCUGUAUAUAGUAUAUGAUGACUGUUUGAUAUAGUCAAACAACACAUCACAUAGAUUUUUGGGUUUAAGGACUUUUUUUAAUGUUUAAUAAUAUCCCCAUAAAAUAAUUACUUAAAACCAGUGCAGAAGUUCCAAAAAACAAAUUAAAAAUUAGUUGGGAAAAAUUAUUCCUCCCCCUCCUUGUUUUUUCUUUGAUGGCUUGAUGGGGGUUGGGGUGGGGGGGGAAGUGUUUUUUGUGCCUUAGAUGUGUACAUAUCUACAUAAAUAUAAAAAUGGCAGUAAUCUUUUACGGAAUUUGUUAUGGUGUGCUCAGCUGGCAGGAUAACAAAACUACUUCCUUGUGGUGGCUUUGGGCAGAUCUAAGGACCGGUAUUAAAUUCUCUGUAUAGACCCUUCUUGGACGUGGGACCAAUCUGUCGUGGGUUAAAGUGCAUUUCAGAAAGACUGACAAGGUUUCUUUUAAAUCUUGUUUUGUGUGAAGUGUUUGCUGUCCAUCGGAAGUGAAGACCUCUUAAAAAUUCUGCAAAUAUAAUGUAAUCCAAUUAAUCGGAAUUGCUUUUCAGGUUAGACACCAUUAAAUAUUUGAAGUUCGAGCCUCAGAUGAAGUUUUUUUUUAGAAAAUUUUACACAUUUAGCGUUUAUGUUGGCAAGGGGGUUAAUAUAAAAUUUUUCAUAAGACAAAUGUCGGCUUUUUGCGUGAAAAUCUAGAUGCUCUUGUAAUUGUAUUAUGUGGGUAUUUUUCUAUCAAUGUAUUGAACCAAUAGUGCUUCUGCUUUCUUCUGUAUUUUUUUUUAAUUAACAGUGUGUAUUGCAGCAAAGUGCAACUCGGUCUUCCUACAAAUAUGUAUUUGUUUUUUGCUAUUCAAAAGGAGAACAUUCUAUGUAAAAAGGCCGUGUUAAUGGCCUUUUCCCAUUGAAAAGGCAGUAGUGAUUGAAAUCAGUAAGUUUAAAUACAGUUGUGUAAAAAUGUAAUUGCAUUUUUGUCAACAGACUUUUAUCAGUUGCACUGUAUUCCAGUUUUGUAGGUUUUGUUCUGGACUGCACUGUGUUUUAAUGUACAGGAUAUUCUGUAUGACUAUGAUUAACAUUAGUAAUUUUUUUUAAACACUCGUUUUUUUUUAAUGCACCUGUAGCGCGUAAAUGUUUUUGCCAGAUUGUCAAUUAAAUUUAAUUUCUGGUUGA